AUGAAUUUGGAUGAUGAAUUAAGAGUUAAAAAACGUUGGAAAUCGAUAAAUGAUGAGCGAGUGUUUUUAUCGAAUAUAAAUGAUUCUUUAUUACCACCGGUUUUGAAAAAUUUUCAAGAUCAAGAAGAUUAUUCCAAUGUUAUGAUUGGAUUAGAAGAUAUACCAAAAAAUGACACAAUCUCAAAGAAAUCACAAUCUUAUAUAAAUUUGAAUAAUGUAAAAGAUUAUGAAAAAAUUCGAAAUAUUUCAGGGUAUUCAUUAACUCCAGGUACAAAUUAUAUUGAAAAAAGACCAGUUUCUCAAAGAUCAUUAAGUGCUCCAUCUAUUACAUUAGCUCCAAUCUCAUCAAAACAUUCGCCACCAAAGAAAUUAAGUCCAAAGAAAAUAUUCAAAUCAAAUAGUCUACAUAAACAUUCAAAUUCAGUAACUACACAAAUUUCAAACUUUUCUUCAAGAUCAAAUUCACCAAAGAAAUUAAAAUCAUUUUUAAAACUACAUAAACAUAGUGUUUCAGUACCUAACUUUCAAACUACAACUAAUUCAAAAUUUAAUCAAUUAAGUCCAAAAAAUAUUGAACCUAUUGAUUUAUGGGAUAUUCAAACAACAACAAAUUUUUCAAUUGAUGAUCAACCUCCACAUACAGGUGAAAAUAGUAGAAUUAGUUCUUUACCAUCACAAGUAAUUGGUGAAUAUGAUAAAGAAAAAUGGCGAACAUUGAAAGUUUUAAAUAAGAAUGAAAAUAUAUAA
Insectozyma verbasci is the source of this 747-nucleotide messenger RNA. The record is from the annotation of a GenBank genome assembly. NCBI's taxonomy places the organism in Eukaryota, Fungi, Ascomycota, Pichiomycetes, Serinales, Debaryomycetaceae.